GGCUGCCAAAUGAAGUGAAAUUAAAUAAUUUAUUUUUUCUUCAUAAUUUUUAGAAGAAAUGGCCAAGGUUGCGACAAUUACCGAAAAUAACCUCCAACCAACAACUGGAAAGUGGGUCUGGAAGGAAGAAACAUAUACACUGGAAUUUGUCAGCCAUCAUCCCGAUAAACAAGAUAAACGAAGAAAGAAUAAAGGUCAUCAUGAAAAAAAUAGAAUGGAAAGGACAGCUUCCGGUAUCCCAAGACAGAUGGCAGGAAAAGGUGGGGGUCUGGCAGCUGGAAGAGCCAACAAUAGUAAAUCACCUAAAUCUAAUCGUAGACAUACUGAACAUGAUAAGGUUAUGUUGGAAGAUAUCAAACGGGUAGCACAUAGUAUGAUGUCAGAAGUUGAUGUUAUUCCUGAUUCUUUCAAUAUGUUAUACAGUACAGAUGAGUUUGAUCAUUUUCUAUUAAAUCUGAUUACUUAUUUUAAUGGAUUCUUUGAGAAAUUAGCUCAGGGCAACAAGAAGAAUCCUAUGUACAUAGAACCAAGUUUAGCUGAGAAGAAAGCCUACGCUGAAUCGUGUGAAAGACUAGCAGUAGCCCAGAAAUUACUAGGAAGAGCGUACUGUAUACUCGUGUUAGGACUGGGUCUGGAGAAACAACAUCACAUGUCUUGUGGAAUGUCUAGAGUAUCAUCAACAUAUCAAGAUAGAUCAAUGUUUGAGUCAUUUUAUAAUUUCUGUACAUUUGUGGUGUGGAUAACAUUUAGAAGAAAAGAUUUUGAAACAGUGAAAAAAGAAAUUGGAAGAAUGUUAAGAUCAGAUACAUUCAAUCCUGCUAUUAGAGUCAAAUAUGCUCCAGAAGAACAAAAAGAAACAGAUGAGAAAAAAGAGGUUAAAAAAGAAAAUACUGAAGUAAAAUUAACUCCAGCUGAAUAUCGUAGAUUACAUCCGAAGAGGCCUGCUAUCAAGUCAAUAGUCAAUCAAAGAUCUCCAGCCAUUGUUUCCCUAUUACCUUCACCAAAAGAAGAGGCACAUUGGUUGUUCGUAAAAAAGCCUCAUGCAAGUAUUGGACAUAAUGAAGAUUUAGGAGAUCAAGAAGAAUUAUCAAUGGAAGAUAAUCUCAAUAUUACAAUACAAAGAUACAGAAUGGGUAGUUUAAGUGUUGGUAUACUAGGUGAACCCUAUAAUCAGUUUAACUCUGUCACACUAACACCGGUCGGGGCAGAGAAUGAAGAUGAAGAAAAUGAAACUGGAGAGGUAGACGGCAAGACUACUACUGAAGAUAGUGGAGAGACAGCUCCAGAUCAUAAUAGUAGGCAGCUAACUGCAGCAUCUCAAAUUACAACAGAGGCAUUGUCAGAAGUUUAAUGGUUUGAAACGGAGGCUCAGAGACUAAUAAUCACAUCUAGAGAUCUAAAACAUGAGCAUUCUAUUUUUAUCUUACUUCCUCUAUAGACCCACCUGUCAAAAUAUCAUUGUCAAAAAGCACCAACCACAAUAAUGGUGAACUGUAUCAGUAAAUGUUAAAAGCAUCACAGUGAAAUGAGUUAAAGGGACAGAUGUGCCAUUUUUUUUUUUUUACUUUAGUCUCAAAAGUCUUAGUUGAGCUAAUAAGUAAUAGUGUUCACAGCUCACCAUUGAUAUUUGAGCCUCCAAAUUCAUGGUGUCCUGAAUUAUCUGCGAUUGAAUGUUGAAAUGACGACUCAUCAAUUUAAAAUACUCUGUGAUAUAUAGAAAUAGUGAGUAAAAUUCCUAGUUUGAAGAAUUUUUAAAGAAUUAUUUCUAGUACUUCUGAAGACUUGUUACAUAUAUUUAAGACCAAAAUGAACCCUUAAAAAUGGCGCUACUGCCCCUUUAAAUAGAGCAAGUGUUGAAAGAUGUUUUAUUUAUUUUAUCAUUUUAAUCAUCUCUGUUAAACCACAAACUGUGAUAUUGUAUAUACAAAAAUUAUAACUUAUCAAGUUUU
This is a messenger RNA of Lottia gigantea (owl limpet), 1949 nucleotides long. RefSeq lists its product as hypothetical. Gene Ontology annotation, molecular function: phosphatase binding. Lineage: Eukaryota; Metazoa; Mollusca; Gastropoda; Lottiidae. Bases 59 to 1351 code for a protein of 430 amino acids. The record is from RefSeq and is a predicted model, not a curated record. Gene Ontology annotation, biological process: negative regulation of phosphatase activity. The transcript is spliced from 17 exons.